CAGUAGAUCUAGUUCGAGGAUUGGCCUUGUUUGGCCUACUCCUGACCUUCAAUCCAGCAGUUAGUCAGAGAUAACACUGUGCUCUCAGGUCGUGGUUAAUCUGACAGCACUUGUGUCUCUUAUCUAGUCUGCUCUCCAAGCUGUGUCGUUCUGCUUCCCAGGGCUACUUUGUCAACUUAGAUCUAGUCGUUUUGUAACCUCAAUUGGUUCCGAUACCGGGAACGGUCCCCCCAUACACACAACCAGCAAGGCUUCGUCUGUUGCUCAGUCUCAGUCUUGUACUUAUACGUGUGGUGGCAAGGUGUAGAUCUAGAUUAGAUCUUUAUUCAAGAUGGAUCGUGUUUUGUUGAAAGGCACUGACCUGAAAGUCUCUCCCGUUUGCUUGGGAACAUGGCAAUUUAACGACGGCAAAUCUAACAUACAGUGGCCUGUUCAAAGUGCUGAGGAAUCCAAAGCAAUCGUUGACAAAUGUUUUGACUUGGGAAUCAAUUUCUUUGACACAGCUGAGGGUUAUGCUGGCUCUGAAGCAGUGUUGGGGAAAGCCCUCCUUGGCCGUCGACAAGACGCUGUUGUGGCCACAAAGUUCGGCUUCAGGGAGGGUCCCCAGACGCCACCCUACUCGGCCCAGCAGAUUGACGAGGCCAUCACCAGGUCAUUACAGAAGCUGCAGACCUCAUAUGUAGAUGUUCUUCAGAUUCAUUUCCCCAGCUUUGUGAAGGAUCCAAAAGAAACGAUUGCUGAGCUGAACAGACAAGUAGCCUUGGGAAGGAUCCGCUACUAUGGAUUUUCCAACUACGGUCCCAAAAACAUGAAGGAGUUCAUGGAGGCUGGAGGGAAACCAGUGGUUAACCAGAUUGGCUACAACUUGUUGUGGAGAUCAGCGGAGCACGCCAUGAUUCCAGACUGCAUCAAGUACGACAUCAGCCUCCUGGCCUACUCGCCGCUACAGCAGGGACUGCUGGCAGGGAAGUACGCCAGCCUCAGCGAGGUACCAGAGGGCAGGAGGAGAGGCAAGCUGUUCUCCAAGGACUCAACCUCGUUGUCUCGACAUGGACAAGAAGGUGCUGAACAGGAGGUAGAUGAGGCACUGAAGAAAAUGGCAGAGAUCUGCCAGAACGCCGGAGUGCAGAUGUCUAAAGCAGCCUUGUCGUGGAUUCUUCAACAAGAAGGGAUCGAUGUUGUCAUCGUCGGCGCCAGCACACCGCAGCAGAUGGUGGAGAACAGUGAAGUUAUCAAACUGAGCAACGAAGUUGUCCAGCAACUGAGAGAGGUCACGGAACCCGUGAAGGCAAAGAUUGGCUUGUCCCUUGACCAGUGGGCACCCCAGGACCGUUGCGAAUAGACCAAUGAUGUGGCACGGACCAUUUAGAAUUGAGGUCUUGAGGUUGAAAAGGGGUUAUUUAUGAUUUUCGAAAGAAAAAAUUAGUUUUUUGAAUAAAGUUCCGACUUUCUCAAAUAUCAACAUUGUAGUUUCAAGUGGUUUGAUGCUCAUUAGCGAUAGUUCCGAAAAUUCUAGGUGUCUAAAUAAUGGGUACUUCCAGAGCAAGAGGUAUUUCAAUCCUAGUAUCAAUAUUUUUAUUAGAAGUAAAAAUAAAAGUUCAUUGUUCAUUACUUUUGUAAGGCUGUAAUGACAGCGUCUAUUGGUAUGUUUAGAAAUGCAUAAUGUCUGCUGGAGGAUAUUAUUUCUUAUGCUUUCUCUAUUAACGCACAAGCAUUUUGCUUUUACUUGUUGGAGGGUUACUUAUUUUCGUGAGACUUUCUUCAAUGGAGUUAUAUACUUCACUUGUCUUGGAGUUGAAAAUCCUUUUUCAUGCAUAUGUUUCUUCCUGCAACAGGAUUUCAAUGUAUCCUACGAUGUAUUACAUUUUCACUGAAACAGUCAUUACUUCAAAAUGACAAUGAUUUGUUUUAGAGUGGGGGGAAGGGGGGGGGGGGGUGGUUCUGGUUCUGUUUGUUGGGGAGGGGGGUGCAUUAGCUCAUGCAGUUGUAGAUGAAUUUUUUAAAUUAUUUAAUUGUUGUUAUCUUGCGGUUUCAGUGAUGUCUAUUUUUCUUCUGCUUAUAGUUUCAAACUUCAACAAGUGUAAAUGUCACUGAUUAAUAAUAAUAAUACUUACAGUACCAGUCAUGUUGGUAUGCGUAGAGUUAAAAGGUUACUAGAUUAUACUAGACAGAGUACACUAUUUAGAAAGUGAAUUCUAAUUGAUGUUUUUUUUUAAAAAAGACCAUUUUUUGAUUUGUUGAUGUUAAUUUGAGAUCCUGUUUUUCUUAUUUAAAACAGGACUAUGAUAUAACAAAAAAAGAUACUGCUUUGUGUUUUGGCUUUUUUCCCCCCCUCUGAUUAUUUCUUUUUUUCCCCUUUGUAACAAGUUCGCAUUGCUUGGUAUGUGUUGGAAGAGGGGAAAGAUGGGGAUCUGGGGAUCAGUCUCGUGCAACAGCGAAAAACUCAAGUCUCAUAUUAUUUGUUCAUCCCACUUUUUAUAUGUUUACUAAAAUAAACAUGUUGAUUGCCUGAAAC
Molecule: messenger RNA, 2515 nt
Organism: Aplysia californica (California sea hare)
Lineage: Eukaryota; Metazoa; Mollusca; Gastropoda; Aplysiida; Aplysiidae
Product: 1-deoxyxylulose-5-phosphate synthase YajO
Exons: 8
Coding region: 332-1342 (336 amino acids)
Molecular function (GO): oxidoreductase activity
Source: RefSeq, a predicted model, not a curated record